AUGAUGGACAUUGAUGAGCCAGAAUCAACAAAUGCAGCUUCAAGAGGCCCAGAAAAUAAUAAAAACUCCUCAGGAGAUGACCGGUUCAUUGAUGCCAGUGGCUGCACACUUUUUGUCCAAUGAUUAACAAAGCUUUACAGCUCAGAAGAAGCAUUAUUCGGAUACUUUACUAAUUUCGGAGAAAUCUCUGAAAUUAAGCUUCUCUCAGAGCAUUCUUGUGCAUUUGUUCGAUUUUCCUCAAGGAUUUAUGCUGAUAAAGCUAUUUCUUUUCUAAGCAAUUUAAAAAGUAAAGGAGAAAACUCUGUUUUGAAUUGGAUAAAAGUUGGGCCGACAUUUGAUAUAAAGCAACACAUCUUACAAAGCAAUAAUUCGUUUAGCAAAAGAGAAGAAAUAGCUGAUGAUUUAAGCAAAAAAGAUUCGUUCAUGAGGAAAUUAGAUGCUGUUGAACUUAACUUGGAAUAUGCAGCAUUUCACUGCUCUCAGUAUUAUGAGUUUACUUAA
Blepharisma stoltei is the source of this 501-nucleotide messenger RNA. The record is from the annotation of a GenBank genome assembly. Lineage: Eukaryota; Ciliophora; Heterotrichea; Heterotrichida; Blepharismidae.